UGUGCGCCUCACUGAACUUGAGGCUUAAGCCUCAGGAUUCUUAUACAAAGGCGACACUGGCAGCACUCUCCACCAAACAAACUGAGAAGAAAUUCCUUUAGCCAUCUGAACUACUCGCUGCUCCAUUACAUCUCCUGUUUAUAUAAGAAUACUUUAACAAAAAGAGAAGAGAUCAGCUUAAUUCUAUCCAAGACAUCCCAAUAGAUCCACGGUAUGGCAGAAUCUGAUCCGUGGUUCGAUGUAGUUGUGUUCUCUGAUUCUGUUUGUAAUUGUUGAGUAUGAAGCGGUUGUCUGCGAUCUGAGAACCAGAGGAAUGCUGGGCGCCCUCCAAUUCGGCGUCUUGGCGGCGUCUAUCGUCCUCUUUGUUCCAAUGGGAAUGGCGGGGUGGCAUCUCAGUCGCAACAAGAUGCUCUUCUUCAGUGGAGCUCUCUUCAUCACCCUUGCGGUAGGUGUUCAUCUCACACCUUACUUCCCUUCGAUUUCCGAUCUGGUUUCUUCUUUGUCAGCUUCUGUUGUGCUAGAGAAUCGAGAUUCCUGUGUUUCUUUUCUUCAUGAGAUUGUUUGGGAUGUACAACCGGUUAGGGUUAGUGAAUUCUCUUCAAACUCUUCGAAUUAUGAAGAAUCAUGGAGUUGGGCCCAGUCUACGCCUGUAACUGCUUGUGGGUUUCAAAAAUUGGGUCGUUCUGAUGCCUCGGAUCUGCUUAAUGGGUCCUGGAUUGUUGUAGCUGGGGACUCACAAGCACGACUGGUUGUUCUGUCGUUGCUGAAUUUAGUUUUGGAUCCGGAGGAGAUGGAAUCUAUCAGAGGUGACCUGUUUAAACGACACAGUGACUAUAAAGCCUUGAUUAAAGGAAUUGGAGUGAGAUUGGAUUUUAUUUGGGCACCUUACACUAGGAAUCUGACUGAAUUGCUUAUGGAAUUUAAGCAUAAUCGGCAGUAUCCUGAUGUAUUGGUAAUGGGGUCUGGUCUGUGGCAUAUGUUACACAUCACGGAUGCAAUGGAUUAUGGUGUUUCUCUAAGAUUGAUGAGGAGAUCGUUGGUCUCGCUUUUGCCUAUUUCUCCAGAUUUUGGAAUGGAUGGGCCUGUUACAGGUUCUAUUUCCAUCCGAUCACCCCAUAUGUUUUGGCUUGGAAUGCCAACUCUGGUAAGCUCAAUGUUAAAUACAGAGGAGAAGAGGGAGAAGAUGAGCAGUGUGAUGUAUGAUGCUUAUAAUAGUGAACUCUAUGAAAGUAAACUUUUGCGGCAGUCUGGCGGUCCACUCCUGCUUCUGGAUAUCCAGUCUUUGAGCAGGAACUGUGGGGCUCUGUGUACUGUUGAUGGAAUGCAUUAUGAUGGAGUUGUUUAUGAAGCUGCAAUUCACAUCAUGCUCAAUGCAUUGCUUAUUGAAUCUCAGCAACAGCUUUGAAAGGGAUAUGGGUAUUUUUGGUUUCUUCAAUUUUUAAACCCUUUAUUGAAAAAUACAAGCAACUAUAUUUGAAGUACACAUGUGGCAAACAAAGAAAUUCAAAAUAUUUUAUCUGCAUGAUCCUUACAAGAGGUCAGAGUUUCCCAUCUAAUCUUGUACUUUUUCUUUUACCCAUCUUUUCCCCACAUUCAGAUUAAGUUGGUAUUGACUUUGUUUCUUUUUUCAUAAUAGCCUUUUUAUGGGGUGAGGGGAGGUUCCUUUCCUUUUUUUUUCUAAUUUCCCCUCUGUUAAUAUGUACGAAUAUCUACUCAUACCUUAUCAUCUGUAUUUUGGAGAAGAGUUUGGAUGUUAAAAAAUUAAUUUUUGAGUUGAACAGUUUAAGAAGUUCAAUUUGUGCAGCAUAGCAUA
Nelumbo nucifera (sacred lotus) is the source of this 1813-nucleotide messenger RNA. Its product is annotated as Pmr5/Cas1p GDSL/SGNH-like acyl-esterase family protein. Gene Ontology annotation, biological process: xylan biosynthetic process. Gene Ontology annotation, cellular component: Golgi apparatus. NCBI's taxonomy places the organism in Eukaryota, Viridiplantae, Streptophyta, Magnoliopsida, Proteales, Nelumbonaceae. The record is from RefSeq and is a predicted model, not a curated record. Gene Ontology annotation, molecular function: acetyltransferase activity.